AUGUCUGGACAGCAGCGUACUAGCAUGGGUGCAGGCACCCUGCGCCAUGGAUCAUCCUCGUCUCAUUCGUCCCAUUCACACCCCGGUGGUGCUGGUGCUGGUGCUGGUACAAUGAACGGCACGGAGAACACGUACGAUAGCGCGUCUUCUCCUUCUUCUGCUGCUGCUGCUGAAAGACACCCGAAUCCAUGUCUUACGCCUGCCCAGCGGCUCAUCGAGCGGUACGAGCGACUGAACACGCCUCCGCCCCCGCAGACUCCGCCAUCGGAAAGAUCGACGUUCCGUCGAGAGUAUCGAACGGACGAUGCGUCUGCGUCUGUCGAAAGACGGUACAGUGCAGGCACAGGCGCGCUGAGGACCCCUCUGGAUGCGGAAUCCCACAGAACCAGCGGCUCGGGGAUGAAGAAAGAUCGUUCGCCGAUUAGGCAGAGCUUGAAGAAUCUGUUUUCGGUACUCAAGAAAGGUGCUGGUGGAUUGACGAAGAAGAGGCCGGAAGAACGUGAAUCGCUUCUUGCAUUGGGAGCGGCUGGGGUAGGAUUAGCAGGAGCGGUUCAUCCUUACUCUGAAGAUUCUGUGAGGGGUAUAAACAAAGCACUACCUCCACUCGCAGAUGCUUCUGGUCGACCAAAAAAGAAGAUGACGGGGUCGUUGCAUUACCUCACUCAUAGCUCAUCCUCUCCGGACUCGAUCUCGUGGGCGGCGUGUAGUGUAACGCUCGAGCCAGAAACCCAUAAACUCCAGGUUUCAUCUUUCACUCCUGCCUCAGGCAAUCUUCCGGGUGAAGGAAUGGAACUGCAUAUACAUGAAAUUGCUUUAAGUCGAUGUGUCAAUAUACGCUCGCUCUCAACCGCGCAAUUGACUUCAAAGGAGGCACAACUUUUGCUGGAAGAGGGAGGAACACAGGGAAUUGAUGCACUGAAGGUAUUUGAAAUUUUAUUCGAGGAAGGUAGUGGACGCUCGAAUGAAAAAUUUGCUGCUCGUUCUGUGCGAGAGAGAGCGGGAUGGAUUGGUGCUAUCUGGGAUGCUAUCUUACCUAUCCAAGACGCUAAAGAAUAUAGACCACGAACGGACCAAAUACAAGAUGCUGCUUGUGCACCUUCAGUGUGUCAACAACCAGUCAAAUAUCCAGUGUCGAGCCCUCGGUCGGACGCGCCUGUCAGUCCAACAUACUUGGAAAGAUCUCUUCCAGCUCUACCUCCAAAAUCACCCAUUUCACCUCCUGCUACUCUUCCGUUGUCGUUACCGCCUGUAGCACCGCUAUUUACUCCAAAGAAAGGUCCAAGUCUUCACCUAGACCUAUCUGAAUUUAAAACACCAAUUUCACCUCCACACACGAGCCAACGUACAUCUCACAACCGUGGUCAACUUACGCCGAGCGAAAGGGUUAUAUCUCCUAGCAUAUAUCCACCUACUUCGCGGCCAGUGUCCACGUUUAUCGCAUCCCCCAUUAGCCCAACGUCUGGUCUGACCGUAGGCUCUGGAUCACCGUGCCCUAACAGUCCAUCUAUACGAAAUCUCAGCCAGCUUUCGGUUGUGAGGCAGCGCCUAGCACAGAUUGAGCGCAAUCACUCUGAGCUGUCUGCAGAGAGCAGGUAUUCCAGUGCUUGUACCACGCCGACGUCGGGUCCUGUGUCCCCGGCAGGCUCAGGGUGGUCGAAAAGGGAAGCUGUGUUCUAUAACGCGGGGACGAGAACAGGGGUUAUGUCCAGAUCCAGUUCAAAGGCGGGAUCUAGCAAAGUUGUCUCGCCUUUGAAUCAAGUAUCAACACCUGAUUUCUCAAGGAAGACAGAGGAUUCGGGACAAGGCAAAGACGAUGUCACCCCAAAGGCCAAGUCUCAACACAAAAGCAAAACAGCUACGGAUAGUACCCCUACUUGGACAAUGGAUUUGUGUUCCAAAGAUGAUAUGCGCAAACUCUCGCGCGAAGUUACAAGCAUCCGUAAUGUGCUCGGUAGAGAAACUGGAAAUCGCAGUGUGCAAGAAAUCGUCAUCGGCCUAGAGCAGCGCGCACAAGGCGACAAGAAAGAUUUGCGCGCUAUCAAGGAUACCCUCAAAGUCUUAGGGGAUCAAGUGGCGGAAGUUGUCGAAACAACAAAGACCAGAACAAUGGCGGACGCUCCUCCUCCGUCAACCAUCCCUUUGGAACGGGAAAAGUCGGAAAAGGAAGAUCGAAAAAUUGUACAAGCCCUCAAUGAAGUCAAGGAGCGGUUAUAUACCGACUUGCCGGUGCUGGUCAGCAAACUGCAAGAUAUCCAAAAUGCCCAAGAAAAGGUCGCAAGCAGUGCUAUAGUCAACGCAACAUCGCAGCCUGCGGCAGUUCCUCCAGAAGAUCUUUCUAAGAGUAUGGAUCCCAAGUUACUACUCGAUAAACUGGAGGAAGUUAAAAAAUUGUGUCAAUCUCCUGAGCGAGGAAACACAGAUGAUACAAUUAAAAAUGAGGUUACUGGAUUACAAGAGAGUUUAACUAAGCUCCUCGCUAUAGUUCAAGAAGAUGGAAAUAAACAAACUCUUUUGGCUCAGCAGCAAGCUGACAGUGUUCGUUAUUUGAAUGAGCUCAACUCGUGGCUUGAAUCUUUCGUAAACAAUGGCACAUCCCAGAUUCAGGGUAUCUCGGCCAACAUCGAACGUCUGUGCAACGAUCUCGGGGCAGGUCCUUCCAGGCCAGGAACCCCAGGUGCCCGGUCAAAUCUAGUGAAUGAUAUCCGUCAGCUCGUGGCAGGAAUGAAAGCCAGAGACCAAAAUUUUGCCUCUCUCCAGGCUGCAGUACACGGUCUCCUUGAAGUGCUAACCGUCUCCCAAACGCAGCAAGGUGCAGAUUCGCAGGCUAUUGCUGGGCUAAUGGAACGACAGCGACAUGCCCAAGAGGCCAUGUUCAGGGCUUUUACCAGUGAAAUAUCUGGCGAAAUUAAAGGAGAGCGGCUUAGGUUCGUAGAUGCUAUGAAAGAAGCAACGGCCAUCAACGUACAAUUACAUGUCGAGCAGUUUAAACAGGAACUCAACAAAGAAGUGAUGGCCAUGACAGAAGAAGUGGGGCGUCUCCACCGUGAAAAACAACAAAUAGAGAACCAAAUAUCAGAUCUAUUUUCUUUUUACUCGAAACACAAGCAAGCAGAAAUGGUACCGUUACAGUUUAAUUUAUUUCUACACACCCUCAUUGCUGAGGAUUCUUAG
This is a messenger RNA of Psilocybe cubensis, 3171 nucleotides long. RefSeq lists its product as uncharacterized. The transcript has 7 exons. NCBI's taxonomy places the organism in Eukaryota, Fungi, Basidiomycota, Agaricomycetes, Agaricales, Agrocybaceae. The record is from RefSeq and is a predicted model, not a curated record. The coding region runs from base 1 to 3171 and encodes 1056 amino acids.